Saccoglossus kowalevskii is the source of this 1461-nucleotide messenger RNA. RefSeq names its product GABA(A) receptor-associated protein (gene GABArap). The record is from RefSeq and is marked provisional. Lineage: Eukaryota; Metazoa; Hemichordata; Enteropneusta; Harrimaniidae.
CCAUUAUUGACAUUUUACCAAUUUGGAAGACUGCAUUGGCUGAUUUGUGCCGUUUUACCUUUAAAUAAUCUCUGCAAGUACCUGUUUUGAUUUUACUAUCAUUCAGUCAUGAAGUGGGAAUACAAAGAAGAACAUCCAUUCGAGAAAAGGAGACAGGAGGGCGAGAAAAUUAGGAAGAAGUACCCCGACAGAGUGCCUGUAAUUGUUGAGAAAGCAGCAAAAGCUCGUAUUGGAGAUCUUGACAAAAAAAAGUACUUGGUGCCAUCAGACCUUACAGUUGGACAGUUCUAUUUCUUGAUUAGAAAACGAAUUCAACUGCGACCAGAAGAUGCGUUGUUUUUCUUUGUAAACAAUGUUAUUCCUCCAACUAGUGCAACGAUGGGACAGCUUUAUCAGGAACACCACGAGGAAGACUUUUUCCUUUACAUUGCUUACAGCGAUGAAAGUGUGUAUGGUGCAUAAACGUCAUCCCGGAAUUACUAUUUACAACAGAUAAUCUGCCACUCAACUCGAUCUAUGUAACGUCAUAAUAUUAUGUUGCUGUAUAUAAGAUACAAUUUUAUAUGGGCAAGAAUAAAAUAACAUAUUAAGUGGGAAUUUCUAUACUUUUGCUUGAACUGUGUUCUCUUGUGAACAAGAGAUGGUGACACUGUUUUAAAUUAUAAUGUCCAAGUUUUUUUUCCUCGUUAUCGUAUCUUUAAAAGCCAUAUGCUUAUUUUACUAAAAAACAAAAUUUGGAAUUAGCUACACAGUAUAUUGGUUGAUACGGCCCUAUAUGAUAUAUGUAACAGUAAAUUUGAUGCAUGUGAUGAGUGAUAACUGAUAUUUUAAAGUUCUGAGUGCGUUUAUAAAGGUUUAUUCAGGGUCUUGGGGUUAUUAUGUGACACUCUAAAUAAUCUUAAUUUGUAUGCAUUGCUGGGGAAUAAAUGAGAUUCAGGAGGAUUUUCAUUAUUGUAGUAAUUUGUAACAGAAUCGUAUCUCUCUGAAUUUGCGUGGGUUACUAUUCAAAAAUGUUAGCAAAGAAAGUUAGAACGUAACAAUGAAAUGAGAUGGCAAAUUGUUCACUAGUUGAAAAAUAUUGUAAUUCAAACAGUUGUUGUAUAUUUUCCAAUUCAUGCAAAUUCAGACUAUUAAAUAUGUCGCAUAAUAAUCCCAAGACCCUGAUAAAGCUCAAUGAAUGCUUUCAAACUAACUUUAAGAAGCUUAAAAUAAUUAAUCUUUAAAUUAUUUUGUAGAAAUGAUUCACUUUGAAGCAAAAUUGUCUUAUAUUAAUUUUAUAACCCUUUUCUUUUGAAUGAUUGCUUUUAGUUGCGAAUUUUUUGGUAAUCUACAAUCAAGCACUGCUUGUAAGAUGCCUUGUAUUUUGGUAAACAUGUUUUUGUAGGUAUUGCUGUGUUAGUGAAUUAAAUUUUUCUUUUCAUCAGUAAAUCUGCCUUGAUAAAAUAAUUUAUUGUAAUCAAA